CUCGCCACCGUGAGGAAGUGUGCUUUUGGUGCGCCUACCGUUAUCAAUCAUGACCUUGCAAAAACGUCGAGUGCGCUGCAGGUAUGUGCGCAAUCCCGACUCCCAAAAUCCUAUCAGCGAUUGCCAUGCUGGGUGGCAAAACUGUCCAUGGGUACACCCUGAGGACCCAGAAUGGCCAACCACAGUGAAUUUGGCAUUACCAUUGACGCGCAAUACCUGUGUUGAUACCGUGUAUCAGCGCAACUACCCACGCCACGAAGAUCGCAACGCUGUCGCUCCCUCUGCUCCCCCUCCAUUACGCUUCGAUGUGAACGAGGAGCCCCAACCGCGCUCUGCCUUUGGUAGAUCAUCCGCGGCCGGUAGGCAGCCUGCUGCGCCUGUACCGCAUCGUGGGCCACCACCGCCGGACGAUACCUUCGAUCGUGCGGGAUGGGCCCUUCCCUCUCGUAGCAACUCUUCCAACAGAACACCACAUCGAGACGCGCCCGUCGUCAAGUUUGAAAGUGGCUCUACGUCGACGACACCGUCCUUGCCAGUCGACAAGGGCAAAGGCAGAGAGGGCCCGCCGUCGGGAUCUUCAGGUCUCUUUGGCUGGAAAUCCGGGGAAACCAAGUCCAGCGUGAACACUGAGAGUGGCGGAGACGGCGCAUCGUCUGGAGUGGGCAAUGUCGGUGGCUGGGGCAUUGGAGGUGACGAUUGGGAUACAGGAGACAGUGGAUGGGGUGGCCCGUCUACAUGGGAUCCCCAGCCGGCGGCCACACCAGCGACGCCUGCCGUACCUCCUCCUUCUCUCAAGAAACCAGAUACCCCGCGUGCGUCGGGCAGUCAAAUCCCACUCAAGAAGCUUGCAAAGAAGCCCGACAUGCCACCUCCACCCCCUCCAUCGUCGUCGCCCAUUCGACCGGAGCCAUCAUCGUCACGGGCGGAGGUCCCUUCACCUAGGGCAGCUGUCUUCUCGCCCGAGCGCAACGUUCCACGCCCCCAAACGCCGCCUUCACCUGCAGCGACUACUUCACGUCCUCCCGAGCGUCGCUCGCUCUCUAGGCCGCCAAAGACACGGGUCAAACCUGAUGAAGCUGCUAUGGCGCACCAUCCCAAGCGCGCCGAGGCAUACGUCGAAGUGGUUCACGCGAUGCUCGCAGUCAUCCGGUGCAAAUUAGCGUCCGUAGAGACGCACGAGCGCUACGAGAGGUGGCGCAAGGCAAGGUCCUCAGCAGACUACGCUCACGCAUCCGUACGCGCGCAGGAAAUGAUCAACGACGACAGUACAGAGCUGCGUCGCGCGCGCGACAAGGCAAAGGCAGAUCUCAAGAAAGCUCUCGCGCAUCUGACCUUCGUGUGCGCCGACAAGGACGUGUUCACCCCUCCGCCGACUUUCGACGCCGAUCGCGACUACGAAGAGGUCAAACGCUACACGGCAGAGCUGAAUGCAUGGCUAGGUCGUAUUGCGCCGGCGUUCGCGAUGCUUCCUGUAUUGCCAGAUCCCGACGCUCCUGCACCUGAGCGCAACACGAAAGCAAGCCAUUCGUCCACUACGCCUGAUGAUCUAAUGGACGUGGAUGAGGAACUCAGAGAGGUUCCACCUACCGACUUGCACACGCGCGUCAAGCUCCUAGAUGCUGAGAUCGAGAAAUACAAGCGUGACGAGUACGAUUACGCACCGCCAGCCCCGAAUAUCGCCGCCGAGAAAGAAGAGCAGAUACGCGCACGACUGGAGCCGCGCGUCGCUGCUGCCGUGAAGGCACGGAAGAUGGAGAUGGCUGACCACACGGCGGCGCGGAUGCAGGGAAUCGACGAAGUAAUGGAGAUGCGGGCGAAGGAGAGCGUUGUGUCCUUGCGACAGAUACGCGCGAAUCAGUUGCUCAUCCUGCAGUUGCGGGCGAAGAAGGCGGAGAACGAGGCAAUCAAGGACAGAAUCGCUGCGAAGAAAGACGAAUGCGAGGCCCUCGAAGCGCAAGUUCAUUCACUCAACGACGGGCUCGUCCAUCUUCUAGCCCGGGAUCCCAUACCACAACACCCGCUGCCGCGCCAGCAGGAAGGCAUCACUCCGGAAGCGCUCGAGAAGUACAUGCAGCCCGCCGUGGAUCGCAUCGUAAAAGACAUCUACGACAAGGAGGUCCUUUCCGCGCUGGAAGCCAUGUCCUUGAGCGCGGGCAAGUUCGAGGCGGAGGCGCGCAAGAACAUCGAUCCCGACCUGCAGAAAGCACUCGACAUCAUGAAGCAGCUGAAGCAAGUCCUGCCUUCUUGA
Messenger RNA from Schizophyllum commune H4-8, 2248 nucleotides. RefSeq lists its product as uncharacterized. The coding region runs from base 50 to 2248 and encodes 732 amino acids. The transcript has 4 exons. NCBI's taxonomy places the organism in Eukaryota, Fungi, Basidiomycota, Agaricomycetes, Agaricales, Schizophyllaceae. The record is from RefSeq and is a predicted model, not a curated record.